Humulus lupulus (European hop) is the source of this 2815-nucleotide messenger RNA. RefSeq names its product protein SIEVE ELEMENT OCCLUSION B-like. The transcript is spliced from 7 exons. Lineage: Eukaryota; Viridiplantae; Streptophyta; Magnoliopsida; Rosales; Cannabaceae. The record is from RefSeq and is a predicted model, not a curated record. The coding region runs from base 94 to 2529 and encodes 811 amino acids. Gene Ontology annotation, biological process: phloem development.
UAUAUAUUCACUCCUUUUGCAUGCACUAUCCAUCAUCCAUUUUCUUCAAAUUCUAGAGUCUUACACUCACAUUCUUCAUUGCCAAAGCCAAGAAUGGACACAAAAACCACGGCAGCCAUUCCAACUCAAAAUCUGGCCUCUGCAACACCGACGGCAGCCUCUGCCUACGAAGUACCUCAAAACCAGCUGACACCAACUGCAGCGAAUGCAACUGAAUCACUGACAUCGACUGUGGCAGCGUAUGCACCCCAGAGCUUGACUACGAUAACCACACCUCAUCAUCAGAAUACAACGUCUGGGGUUGCGCCGCACCAGAGCCUAGCCUCGUCAGGCAUUGUGCCUUAUCAGAAUCGAGCUGCUCGUUCAUCAGCAGUUGGACUCAGUGGUCGCACGGCUCGCACCGCACUCGGAGUAGACGGCCGUGCAUCUCGCACUCUCGGACUUGACAGUCGUGCAGCUCGUGGUGGAACGUCCGAUGAGACUGAGCUAAGCAAAAGAAUCAUGGAGCUUCAUGAGUCUGAUGAGCGCGGUCUUGCGGUUAAGCCUGUUCUUCACAUUAUUGAUGUCAUUUUUCACCGCGCUACUGCUGACCUACCUGGAUUCAGUCUUCAGAAUUCAGAUAUUGGUACGGAUGAAAAGGCUGUCAUGUAUUCUGUUGCUAGUCUUCAAGACAAUGUCGAAAUCCCAGCCAGGAUUACGAGCGCAAUUUCAUGUGAGAUCCUCAGCAAGUGCUCAGCUGGAGUGGAUGUGCACACCAUUACAAUGGAAAUACUACAGAUAAUUAAGCACUACGGAUGGGACUCGAAGGUGUUGCUAGCCUUGGUGGCAUUCGCGGUGACCUUCGGCGAAUUUCGGCUGGUUCUUCAGCAAUACUCCACCAACCCACUCGCCAAAGGGGUCGCUCUUCUCAAACAAUUGCCUGAACUUUUGGAACAUGCUGGGGCUUUAAAACCAAAACUCGACGCUCUCUACGAUCUGAUAAAGGAAAUCCUUGAUGUGACCAAGAAAAUCGUUGACUUCUAUAACCUUCCCAGGAAUGAAUAUUUUACAGCUGACUCACCUGAAAUUCUAGCUGCUGCUUCUCAUAUCCCAACCGCUGUUUACUGGAGCAUUAGAAGUAUAGUCGUUUCUUCAACUCAAAUUUUGGCCCUCACCGGCAUGGGCAUCGAGUAUCUAACAGAGCCGUGGGAGCUAUCUUCCUUGGCCCAUAAACUUAACAACAUAAAAGGGCAUGUUGUCGACAUUAUCGAACGUUGUAACAAGUUUGUUGAGAGGAAGAAAGAAGAUGAAGCAUACGAGUAUCUUGUGCGUAUUUUCCAACUCACACACAUCGAUAACUCAAAGCCUUUGAGUGUGUUGUUCAAUGAAGAUCGGCAAGCACUCUAUGACUGCUACAACAAGAAAAGGAUAGUGAUCGAGGAUUUGAAGAGAAAGGUCGUCGCCCUAUUCAUCACAGAAGUAGAUCCCGAAAUUAUUCGUUCAUCUGAAUUUGCAAUCUUACAACAAAUGUAUGCCGAAAAAAGGCAGAGCAUAACAAGAUCCGAGAGUCAGUAUGAAGUGGUUUGGGUUCCAAUCUCAAAUGUGUGGAAUGAUGACAAGAACAGAGCGUUUGAUAAGCUAAAAGAACAAAUGGAAUGGCACUCGGUGCACCAUCCUUCAGCAGUAACCCGAGUGGCCCCAAGAUUCUUUAGAGAAAAAUGGGGCUUUGUCAAGAAGCCUGUGCUUGUGGUGAUAGACACUCAAGGCAGAGUUGUGCACCACAAUGCCAUUCACAUGAUGUGUAUUUGGGGAAGCCUAUCCUACCCUUUUACCGCCAACAGAGAAAAAUUGUUGUGGGAGGAUAAUGCGUGGACCAUGGGCCUGCUCAUCGACGGCCUUGACCCCAAUGUUGCUGUUUGGAUCCAAGAACAAAAGUACGUUUGCUUAUAUGGAGGAGAGGACAUUGACUGGAUUAGGAAAUUCACAAGGAUUGCUAAGGAUGUGGCCCGCGAAUCUGGGAUUCAACUGGAGUUGCUUUACGUGGGGAAGAGCAAACCUCACGAGAAAGCGACAAGGAACAUCAUCGACUUGAUUUCGAAAGAGAACUUGAGCAGAACCUUGGACUGGAACCUCAUCUGGUACUUUUGGAUGCGGUUGGAGAGCAUGUGGCACUCAAAAGGGCAACUGACAACGGCUGAAACUGUCAAGCACGACCGUGUAAUGCAAGGAAUCAUUGCCAUGCUGAGCUACGGGUCCAGCAGCCAAGGCUGGGCCGUCAUCAGCAGAGGUUUCGAGGGAAUGGUUAAAGGCAAUGGAGAGCACAUGUUCAGGGGUUUGACCGAGCAUGGUCUAUGGAAGAGGAGGGAAGCAGUGAUCGGUUUCGUGCCUGCUCUAGAUGAGUACCUCCAGAAGCUCCAUGUCGACGCACCACACCACUGCACCAGCCUAAUUUUGCCAGCCACAGGCGCGAUGCCCGACACUGUGGCGUGCUCGGAGUGUGGCCGUUUGAUGGAGAGGUACACCAUGUUUCGUUGCUGCCUUGACUACUGAUCUUUCAUCGUGAGCCUGAUAAUGCCUUGAUAUGCAUGCAUAUACUAGCAUGGCGUCUCCUUUUAGACUAAGAGGACGUCGUCAUAAUAAAUUAGUAUGGGAAUAAUGAUGUUAAUUGUUUUACGAUAUAUCUUUAUGUUUAUUUUUUAGUUUUAAAGAUUUUGGGGAAAAAAAUUACACCACAAUAUUGUACUGUGUUGCUUGUUGCUUCGGCCGUUCGGCGACUACUACCAAGUUUGCUACUAUUUUAAUUAUUGAAUAAAUAAAUAAUAUUUGUUGUUUUCCA